AGUGUUUUAUUUCUGCUUUUUACAAGUGAAGACGUAAAAUUUACGUAAACCGUCUUCAUAAUUCAUUUUGCAUAAAACGAAAAUAUAUAUAUCUGCUUUUGUGAUAAACUGGAUAUGAUGAUCACUUUGACUGUUUAUUGAUCAUUUGUGAACGCCUUCUCUCCAAAGCUGGCAACAUAGAAUAAUUCUCUGUAUCAUCUACAUCUACAUUAACUCAACCAGUAACCGACAUCGAUUAUCACAGGCCUUACAAUGAAACGUUACUUAUCAAUCCCACCAGCCGAUAAUAUAAUGAAAUUCGAUAUAGCAUACCCGCCAAAUGAAGCUAAAAGAUUUGAAUUUAGCGGAAAUGUUCUCGAUGUUAAUUUAAAACAAAUUUUUUAACAUUACUCAAAUUUGCGUUGAAUUAAAAUUCCGUGUGACUUCUGUCCCACCAAUAUUUAUGAUCGAAUUUGCGGGCAACUAUUAGCGAUCGAAAAGCCUCACACAAAUUCUAAUGUACUAUUAAAAGUUUAGAGGAUUGUUUUGAAUUGUUCUAGAGUAUUUCUAUUGAUUCGGAGCGUUUUUCUUUUAAAAAAUAAAUAACUAUGACUACCGAAGUCUCUGAAUUCGUGACUUAUUUUUCAAAUGGUUAUUUCACGGAAGCUAACUCGGUCAUCGGGCUCGAUGACUCAGGGUUUGUUACAUCACGGGAUGGACUACCUGCUGGAUCACCGGUCGGUCCACCGGGCAUGCCGGGUGGACCUCCACGACCACCGUUCAGCAGCAUCGGUUCGACAUUCUCAAUCGUCUACAGCUCCGUCAUCAUCAUCACAAACGCCGCCACCCUCUUUGCCUUCGCUACCGAACGUCGACUUCGAACCUACAACAAUCUAUUCCUCAUCAAUCUUGCCAUCUCUGAUCUCCUAGUUGGCGUCACGGUCGCGGUUAACGUGAUCAAUAUCUACUACCCUACCGUCGUCAUGUGCAAGUUUCAUCUCGCUUUCAACGACGCUUUCCUCACCGUCUCCGUUUUCGGCAUCGUGGCCAUUUCCAUUGAUCGACAUCAAGCGACGUAUGAUCCUAUUACUCACUUCUUGAAAAAGUGUACUCGAAGGGCCGUUAUCUAUAAUGUGGUGAUAUGGCUGAUUUGCCUUGCUAUCUGGCUACCGUACACGGCGGGCUGGGAUCUAGGAGUCAUUUUGACCACACCUAGUCAAAAUGACCCAUUCCGAGAUGCUUGCGUUCCUCGGUACGGUCUUCGUCUGGUCACGUCUCUUCUCCCGGUGGGUCUCACUAUCAUCAUUCCCGCCAUAUUGAUUACUGUCCUGUACAUCCGUAUCGUCUACAAGAUACGGACAGCUUUCGGAGCCGAGAUGCUGGCGAAUCAGUUCCGGGAGAACGUCGAGGAGGAUGGUGAGACGCCUGAGGGGGAUGCCUCAGGCACGUCAGGGAGCAAUGGAACGGAGUUUGUGUUAUCAUCAGAUAUAAAUUCCAGAAAGACGGAUAAUGAGGGCACCGACAUUGAUGGGACACAGACCAAUCUUCAGAAGACAACAAAGGCUACAAAGCAUCGAGAGUCAGCUGAAGUCGCUAAGAAAGCGACUCGUACCUUAUCGGCCAUCAUCGUCGCUUUCGUCAUCGCCUGGUUGCCCCAUGUCAUCUUCAUCAUCGUGACCAAUCUCAACCGCGAUCUCCUCUUCGAAGGGAAGAUACCAGAAGUUGUUUUAUUUUUGGUCUCCAUGAUGCGCUACACCAAUAGUUUCCUGAAUCCGAUCAGCUACGCGAUGGCACAGCCUUUAUUCCGCCAAACGGUCUUGAAUCUGUUCAGGGGUUUUGGUAGAAUAUGUUGA
This is a messenger RNA of Lytechinus variegatus (green sea urchin), 1832 nucleotides long. Its product is annotated as muscarinic acetylcholine receptor M2-like. Gene Ontology annotation, molecular function: dopamine neurotransmitter receptor activity, coupled via Gi/Go; G protein-coupled receptor activity. NCBI's taxonomy places the organism in Eukaryota, Metazoa, Echinodermata, Echinoidea, Temnopleuroida, Toxopneustidae. The record is from RefSeq and is a predicted model, not a curated record. The coding region runs from base 588 to 1832 and encodes 414 amino acids. Gene Ontology annotation, cellular component: membrane. The transcript has 3 exons. Gene Ontology annotation, biological process: adenylate cyclase-activating adrenergic receptor signaling pathway.